Molecule: messenger RNA, 1312 nt
Organism: Magallana angulata
Lineage: Eukaryota; Metazoa; Mollusca; Bivalvia; Ostreida; Ostreidae
Exons: 4
Coding region: 164-1273 (369 amino acids)
Source: RefSeq, a predicted model, not a curated record
UUUUUAUUCUUUGAAAAGUUCUUACAAUUUUAUUCAGAAUUUUAUUGUUUUAUGCUUGCAAAACAAAACAUUUUUAACUCUACUGAGAGCUCUGGGUAUUAUUUGUAAAAUUAUUACUGAACCAUAUUUUGUUAAAGCUACAGAAGUUGGAAACAUUUUACUUAUGGGCAGUGUAUUCCAGAGACUUUUAUAUGUUUUAGAUUUAUUGGUAGAAAACCCUAUUUUAGCAUUGAAUAACGAAGUUUCACUUUUUUAUGGUCCUUGUUUUUAUGAUGGUGUCUUUGAUUUUUUACUUAAAACUUCGCUUAACAACGAUCUUACUUGUGUUUUUAUAAAACGUUUAUGUUCUGUUUUAAAAAGCAAAGUUUCAAAAUUGUUUCAUGAAUUUUUAAAAGGAGGGAAGUAUUUUAAUGUUCAUCAAGGUGAUUUACCUGAAUGUAACUCAUGUUCAACUAAUAAUAUAUGUUUAGAAAGACUUAUGGGUCAAUUGGAUUUUAAACUUAAAGUAGCUUCUACCUCAACUGUCAACAGCGUAGAAAGCUGUAUUUUAUAUUCCAACAACAGAACAGAAAAUUGGCUUAAAGAUAAAGAUCCGAAAGAGCAGCAAGAAAUUAUAGACAGUGCAAGAUCACAAAAUCGAGUUUUUAUGAAAAAGGACAGAGAGAGACAAGAGGAACUUUUUAUUAAACAAACGAAGAUUUUAGAACAAAAAGAGAAUGAAGCAAAGAGAAAGAAGGAGAGAAAAGUUAAUCAAAUAGAGAAGGCAAUAGAGGACAUGAGAACAGUAGGGUUAUGGGAGAGUGAAGAAAAGAUCAAGGAGGAGGUGGAAAAAUUGAGAACCAAAAAGGAGAAAAUGGAAAGCCUAAAAAAUCAAAUAAACAUAUACAAAAAAGUGUUCGAGAUUGACAAACAUUUUAAAGAACUUUUACAAUUCUCAUCAAAAGGCAAAAUAUAUGACAUAAGCAAAUUACAACAAAAUCUUACAAAACUAAUAAUGUUAAGGAGAAAUACACCGAAAUACAAAGCAAGUGACUUAGUGGGCAAAGCCAUCAUACAUACAUGGACACUGGAGAAUGGAGAAAAUAAAGAGUAUGAAGGAGAGAUAAGAGGAUUCGAAGAUGGUGUUUUCAAAGUUGUGUACUGGGAUGAUAAAGAGAAGAAGGAAGGCAAUGAGUUUGAACUAACAGAGAGAGAGAUUAAUACUGACAUACAAGAAGGAAAUCUUUUUAUAAAAGAUACAACCAACCUGGAUCACUGUUAUUCAACAUUUUGAACAAGACUAUAAGUACAGACGGUGGAAUAGCUAAACGGA